Cynoglossus semilaevis (tongue sole) is the source of this 2161-nucleotide messenger RNA. RefSeq names its product cytochrome P450 3A56-like. The coding region runs from base 91 to 1599 and encodes 502 amino acids. NCBI's taxonomy places the organism in Eukaryota, Metazoa, Chordata, Actinopteri, Pleuronectiformes, Cynoglossidae. Gene Ontology annotation, molecular function: iron ion binding; oxidoreductase activity, acting on paired donors, with incorporation or reduction of molecular oxygen, reduced flavin or flavoprotein as one donor, and incorporation of one atom of oxygen; steroid hydroxylase activity. The transcript has 13 exons. The record is from RefSeq and is a predicted model, not a curated record.
ACACACGGCAGGUAUUAAAGGUCUGUCGUUACGUCUGAGCGCUGUAGAAACUCUCUGCUACCAUCGACACAGCACCAGAACCUUCCAGCCAUGGCCCACUUCCUGUACCUGUCAGCUGAGACCUGGACGCUCCUGGUCGCCUUCAUCACACUUUUAGUAGUAUAUGCCUACUGGCCAUAUGGAGUGUUCAAACGACUGGGCAUCCCUGGUCCCAAACCAGUGAUGUUUUUUGGCACCAUGUUGGGAUACAGAGAGGGCUUCAUUAAGUUUGACGAGGAAUGCUUCAAGAAAUAUGGACGAACGUGGGGCAUUUAUGACGGCCGUCUGCCGGCGCUGUGUAUCACAGACCCUGCCACCAUCAAAACUGUUCUGGUCAAAGAGUGUUACAACCUGUUUACCAACCGCAGAAACUUCCAUCUGAACGGACCGCUGUACGACGCCGUCAGCAUCGCGGAGGACGAGCAGUGGAAGAGGAUCCGUGGAAUCCUUUCUCCCUUCUUCACCUCAGGGAGACUGAAGGAGAUGUUUGUCCUGAUGAAGCAGCACUCGGCCAACCUGAUCAGCAGCAUGAAGAAGAAGGUGGAGAAGGACGAGCCGCUGGAGCUGAAGGAGUUCUUUGGUCCCUUCAGCAUGGACACGGUGACCAGCUCAGCCUUCAGUGUUGACAUCGACUCUCUGAACAACCCUGCCGACCCCUUCGUCAGCAACAUCAAGAAGAUGCUGAAGUUUGACAUUUUCAGCGUUCUCUUCCUUAUCGCUACUUUCUUCCCCUUCCUCGUCCCUCUGUUUGAAAAGAUGGAGCUCUCCAUGUUCCCUGCCUCAGUCACACGCUUCUUUUACUCUUCACUGCAGAAAAUCAAGGAAGACAGAGAGACAAGCAAACAGAAGGGUCGAGUCGACUUCCUCCAGUUAAUGAUCGACUCCCAGAAAAACAACACAUCAGAAGAAAUUAAAGGUGAUUCAGACGUGACUGAUCAUGAGAUCCUCUCUCAGUCCAUGAUCCUGAUCUUUGCUGGCUAUGAAACCACCAGCAGCUCUCUGACCUUCCUGGCCUACAGCCUGGCAACAAACCCACAUGUCAUGACCAAGCUGCAGGAAGAGAUCGACUUCACCUUCCCCAACGACGCUCCCGUGGAGUACCAGGCCCUGAUGCAAAUGGAGUAUCUGGACUGUGUCAUCAACGAGACCCUGAGGUUGUACCCCAUCGCCAUGCGUCUGGAGCGCGUGGCCAAAGCCUCAGUGGAGAUAAACGGCCUCGUGAUUCCAAAAGAUAUGAUCAUCAUUGUCCCCACGUGGCCGCUGCACCGAGACCCUCAGUACUGGCCUGAACCAGAGAAAUUCAAACCUGAGAGGUUCAACAAGGAAAACAGGGACAACAUUGAUCCCUACACUUACCUGCCCUUCGGAACGGGACCAAGAAACUGCAUCGGAAUGCGCUUCGCACUCAUGUCAAUAAAACUGGCAAUGGUGGAGGUUCUGCAGAGGUUCAGCUUUGCUGUGUGUAAGGAGACUGAGAUCCCCCUGGAGUUGGACAGCCAGGGUUUAUUGGCGCCAAAACGACCAAUCAAACUGAAGCUGGUGCCGCGGCUGAAACAAUGAAGUCGCGAUGAAUCAGGAAGUUUGUCCUUGUGGCUAAGGACGUACAGCACUACACAAACAUCGUAGUCCAUACUACAGUAAUGUCAAAUGUAGGACAAUACUUAAUCAUACAUGGGAUGAAAUGGUAGAAGUGGGGUUUUAAAGGAAGUAAAUGUAAUGUAAUCAUCACAAUUAUUACUUUUCACUCUGGCUAAUUGAACUGACUUUUCUUCUUUUUUAAAUUGCAUUUAUAUUUUUCUUUUCUGGUUCAAGUUAAGAAAUAAUUUAGUUAUAAUUGUAGGAAAACAAAUCCACCAAUUCUCCAAGAUGUUUACAAUACCAAUUAUAGCGGUGAGAUGUGCCUUUGGUUUGUUUUUGUUCAUUUGUUUUUCAUCCAAUUUAAUAUUGAUAGUUUUUCUUCAGAUUUGGUUCAGGGCUGUGGUAUAAUUUUUUUAAUUUUUUACACAAUUUUACCGUCAUUCUUACCUUAUUUUCUGUGUAUGAAAUCAACCAACGUGUGCAUUUCUCAGGUAUAAUUUAUAUCUUUCUGCUUUUUCAUUAAAUACUUUCAUAUUUUAGGGUA